Molecule: messenger RNA, 897 nt
Organism: Malassezia sympodialis ATCC 42132
Lineage: Eukaryota; Fungi; Basidiomycota; Malasseziomycetes; Malasseziales; Malasseziaceae
Gene: YHM2
Product: Yhm2p
Biological process (GO): alpha-ketoglutarate transport; mitochondrial citrate transmembrane transport
Cellular component (GO): mitochondrion
Molecular function (GO): tricarboxylate secondary active transmembrane transporter activity
Source: RefSeq, a predicted model, not a curated record
AUGGCGCCAGCACAAGGUGGUUUCUCGUGGUCUAAUAUUGCCGUUGGCGCAGUAAUGAAUAUGUUUGAGGUAACCACUCUUGGUCAACCUUUUGAGGUAAUUAAAACUCAGAUGGCUUCAAACCGUACUCAGACUAUGCUCGAAGCUCUCAAGACGGUAUGGAGUCGCGGAGGCCCCCUUGGCUUCUAUCAGGGUCUGAUUCCCUGGGCUUGGAUUGAGGCGUCGACAAAGGGUGCUGUGCUUUUAUUCACCUCCUCUGAGGUGCAGACCGUUGCUAAGAGCUUUGGCGUGGGCCCUGGAGCAGCUGGUCUCUUAGGUGGCAUGACUGGUGGUAUUGUGCAAGCAUAUGCUACAAUGGGUUUCUGCACAUGUAUGAAGACUGCUGAAAUCACGAGGGCCAGACAGGCAGCAACUGGUAUCAAGCCACCAUCUACUUGGCAGGUGUUUGCUGAUAUCUACCGGAAGGAGGGUAUUCGUGGUAUCAACAAGGGUGUGAAUGCUGUUGCUGUGCGGCAGAUGACCAACUGGGGAAGCCGCAUGGGCUUUGCUCGUCUCGCUGAAACGCCUGUUCGUCAAAUGAGCGGCAAGAAAGAGGGCGAGAAGCUGAACUCUAUUGAACGUGUUGCAUGCUCUUCCAUUGGCGGUGCGCUGGCUACGUGGAAUCAGCCAAUCGAAGUAAUUCGUGUUGAGAUGCAAUCGCUGUCAAAGGUUGCCGCCGAACAUCGUCCUGCCAAGCCCAGCAUUAUGAGCACGUUCAUGUACAUCUACAAGGAAAGCGGCAUCAAGGGCCUAUACCGAGGUGUUACACCUCGUAUUUGUCUUGGUAUCUGGCAGACGGUGUGUAUGGUCUCGUUUGCCGACACGGUCCGUGAUUGGAUGAACACCGCUAGUAAGUAG